Messenger RNA from Trichoderma gamsii, 1761 nucleotides. RefSeq lists its product as hypothetical. NCBI's taxonomy places the organism in Eukaryota, Fungi, Ascomycota, Sordariomycetes, Hypocreales, Hypocreaceae. The transcript has a single exon. The record is from RefSeq and is a predicted model, not a curated record. The coding region runs from base 1 to 1761 and encodes 586 amino acids.
AUGGCCAACCGCAGUGUUCCUGGAAUAUCGUCGCCGCAUCAGUCCUCGUCCUCUCCAGGGCCCUUGGCUGUAACCACGGGUUCUGGGUCGGUUCGGCCGCGCAAUCGCCGUCCUCCUAACAAUGGCAGCAGUCGUACCAACUCCGAAAGUCUGCUAGGGAAUCAUGACGAAAUCACACAUCGGCCGGCUCAGGAUGCCAAAGGCAAACAGAGCUCGCCCAGCCUGGGACAGGUCUUUGGCGGCUCCUGGGCGCAGAGCUGGUCAUCGGUCCAAGGGCUUGCUGCCUCUCUUCUCUCUGGCGCAGACAGUCCGGGUGACAUGCCCCAGCCGCGAUCGCAUCCUCAACCGGAGGACAACUUUGCCUCGUCUCUUUGGAAUCGAAUCCCGUCAAGCGUCGGCGGCAACGCCAGCACGAGUUUCAAAGCAAUGAGCUCCUCUAUUUUACCCAGCCAAAGGGCAGCCAACAGAGUUGCGACCGGAUCAUCAGACCAACGAGAGACCGCGCUGAAAACUGCCAAGAGAGCAAGCGUUCUGGAAAAUAAUCAAGGAUUUGGUGGAGGAAUAGACAUCACAGGAAGGUAUAAGCGCCGAACCUCGGACGAAAUUACCUCAGAGAACUCGCAACCGGAAGAAUAUCUUGUAUACAUUCACAAAAUCCUGCCAACCGAUACAUAUGCCGGGAUCAUCCUCCGAUACAAGUGCUUGGAAGAUGCAUUUAGGAAGGCGAAUGGGCUCUGGUCUAGGGACAGCAUACAAAUCCGAAAAUGGGUCAUUAUACCCGUCGACGCCUGCGAGGUACGGGGACGUCCUUGUGAUCCGCCGCUCAACAGUCAACAACGCAAUGCUACAGAAGUCCCUUCAGCGACGUCAUCGGCGAUAGUCGGAUCAGUCACACCGGAAAAUACGUCUUUUAGCAAUCUCAAACCAUUCAGCGAAAGAGCCAGGCCGGAAGAUGAGAGUCCAGAAAAGGAGGCCGUGCCCUGGUCGCACGUCAAAUGGGUCAAGAUAGACUCGCUGUCUGAGCCAGUGGAAAUUGGGCGCAUCGCACGCCAGAAAAUGGGAUACUUCCCACCGCGAAGGAAAAAGACUGGCAGGACCGUUUCUUUUUCAUCAUCGCCGCGGCAGAGCCUCGAGACUUCGGCUUAUAGUGCAGACCAAGUGGAUCGGCCAUUGUCUAGACGGCAGAGCUCGAUAGGCGACCGGCCACCACUACUCGAAAGACGUCAAUCCACCCACAGCCAUGGAGAUGAUGAUGUGCUAGGUGCGAGGCCAGCUUGGAUGCGCCGCCCUGGCGGCGUCGGCUCCAUGAGUCGAAGUAUUCGAGCUCCCGGCCCAGACAAAGACUACUUUAAUUCGUGGGCCAAGAAACAUCUCCCGGGCCUUCACAUGGACGACAUACCGUCCAUGUCGGUAAUGGGAUCAGAAAUGGCGCGGAUUGGAUUUGACCGCGAUCUUGCAGGGAUCGUAGAGGGCUCUUUCGAAGAGGAGGGAGAUACAACGUCGCCUCUCCAUCAGAACAAUGGCCUUGACAAAGCGGCGGCAGCAGUUGAGACCUGGCUUCGAACUGCCUGGUCCAAACGCCACAUGGGCAACUCAUCAUCACGACCGGAACACUCAAGCGGACAGGAUAUUGGGGAUUUGAUAGAGUUGAUGAACACUCCAGGUGCUGAGGACACUCCGCGCCCCAACAUAUUUGAUUCACAGGUACCACCGUCAUCACUUGGAAGUAAGACAGAUGACGAUUCUAGCAUAAAGCGAUAA